AUGGAGGAGGAUCCAAAUGAUUGUAAUACUUGUAGUAAGUCAUCAGUUAAUAGUUUAUAUUCACAUAAAUGUACUCACACAGGAGAGAAACUGUAUCACUGUGAUAUAUGUGGUAAAGCAUUUUCUAUGAAGUGUAGUUUAUCUAAACAUAAUCGUACUCACACAGGAGAGAAACCAUAUGGUUGUGGUAUCUGUAAUAAACGAUUUUCUAGAAGUAGCUCAUUGUCUACUCACAAACGUUUUCACACAGGAGAGAAGCCUCAUCGAUGUAGUAUCUGUGUAACUAAAACCCUAAAGCUGGAUAAAAUGGCAUUAUAUGAGAAAAAUUAA
Messenger RNA from Octopus bimaculoides (California two-spot octopus), 330 nucleotides. Its product is annotated as zinc finger protein 253-like. The record is from RefSeq and is a predicted model, not a curated record. NCBI's taxonomy places the organism in Eukaryota, Metazoa, Mollusca, Cephalopoda, Octopoda, Octopodidae.